Messenger RNA from Gadus macrocephalus (Pacific cod), 1803 nucleotides. Its product is annotated as disks large-associated protein 2-like. Gene Ontology annotation, molecular function: molecular adaptor activity. Gene Ontology annotation, cellular component: postsynaptic specialization; glutamatergic synapse. Lineage: Eukaryota; Metazoa; Chordata; Actinopteri; Gadiformes; Gadidae. The record is from RefSeq and is a predicted model, not a curated record. Gene Ontology annotation, biological process: signaling.
CUCUGUGUCCAAAACAGGUUACUACAGCGCUGUUGGCCAUGCGCACAUCGAGCCAGCUCCAAAGGCUGCUCUGACAGUAGCGCAUGGGAAGCGCGAUGAGAAUAUCAAGUAGGUGCCACCCCAUGGCUCAGCCUCAGCACCAGCGCCGGACUGAGUUCACAUUUGCGCACUCUCCAAACUUAGCCUGGGACCUCAGCGUACGAACGGGGUUUGAAGGUGGAGGAACUGCCUAGAAUGUCAGCUCUGAAAAAGGUGUUGCCAGGCAUACUGCAGAAGCAUUGCUGUAUCAUACCAGACAGGAACACAGACCAGCAGUAUUCAUGGUCGCCCUCGCAGUACUUCGAUGAGGACACCUGCUCCACUCCUCCCAGGACCAUGAAGGGACUCUCCGGAGGCCCGCCCCGCCCAGCUGCAGCUCGCCUCCCCCGCGUCGGCCCAACGUGCGGCCUGGCCGACUGCGAGCGCUCCCUGGACCACCACCUCCACCACGGGGAGUCCCGCUCGCCCUCCUACCUCCUCGGCCCCACGGAGAGCUGCCCCCUGGACGGCCACCACCGCUGCUCCCCGCGGAGCUCCAUCCACUCCGAGUGCAUGGCGAUGCCCUCCUCCAUGUCCAACGCCGACCACUCCCUCUCCAGCAGCACCUUCCCCCGCAUGCACUACGGCGGCGGCGGCACGCGGGACGCCGGCGGCGCCAGCAGGGAGUGCCGGGACGAGAUGGGGCGGGCGGCGGCGGCGGUGGUGGUUGUGGGGGUGGAGGCGGCGGAGGCGGCGGCGGCGGCGGCGGCGGGCUCCUCGCACGGCGGCAGCGGCAAAUCCAACCAUCCGGCCAACCUGCUGGACCAGUUCGAGAAGCAGAUGCCCGUGCACCGCGGCGACGGCUUCCACACGCUGCAGUACCAGCGCACCACCACCACCACCACCACCACCGCCACCGAGCCGCGCAACGAGAGCCCCGGACGCAUCCGCCACCUGGUGCACUCGGUGCAGCGGCUCUUCACCAAGUCCCACUCGCUGGAGGGCUCGUCCAAGAUGAACGGCACCAAGGGCGACUCCCAGAGGGGCGAGGGCUCCAACCACCACCACCACCACCAGCACCAGCACGGCCACCACAAACACAGCAAGCGCAGCAAGAGCAAGAGAGCGCAAGGCCGGCGACGCAAGCAGCGCUCGGGCGGCUGGUGGAGCUCGGACGACAACCUGGACAGCGACAGCACGUACCGGACGCCCAGCGUCAUGUCCCGCCACCCCCUGGAGCACAUGGGCCACUGCUACCCCCUGGACACCAUGCAGGCCCACCUGGCCGGGGACCACCUGUCCCUCAAGACGUCCAAGAGCAACAACGACGUCAAGUGCUCGGCGUGCGACAGCGUGGCCAUGGCGCCCGAGGGGAAGUUCAUGAAGCGGAGCUCCUGGUCCACGCUGACCGUCAGCCAGGCCAAGGAGGCCUACAGGAAGUCGAGUCUCAACCUGGAGAAGCCCAUGACGCCGACGGACCUCAAGCCCAACAUCAGGCCCUGUCACUUCCUGCAGGUGCCCCAGGACGAGUGGGGUGGCUACCCGGACGGGGGUAAGGACGAUGAGAUCCCCUGCCGGCGGAUGCGGAGCAGCAGCUACGUCAAGGCCAUGGGGGACGAGGAGAGCGGCGACUCGGACUCCAGCCCCAAGACCUCGCCCCAGAAGGCGGUCCAGAACUCCCUCAGGCCCCGGGAGCUGCUGGACUCCCAGAGCUCGUACCGCGUGGAUAAAAUGAACAGCGACAUGCGUAACUACAUCACCAAUUUCGCUGCAGACUUAAGGUGA